Messenger RNA from Acanthosepion pharaonis, 480 nucleotides. NCBI's taxonomy places the organism in Eukaryota, Metazoa, Mollusca, Cephalopoda, Sepiida, Sepiidae. The record is from the annotation of a GenBank genome assembly.
AUGUCAGCUCCUGCAUUGUCAGCCACUAGUACCGUUCCUUCAGAUAUAGCAUCCACAUCAGCUCCACUCCUGCAAUGUCAGCCACUAGUACCGUUCCUUCCAGAUAUAGCAUCCACAUCAGCCUCCACUCCUGCAAUGUCAGCCACUAGUACCGUUCCAGAUAUAGCAUCGACAUCAGAUAUAGCAUCCCUUCAUAUAGCAUCAUACCUCCUCACUCCUGCAUUGUCAGCCACUAGUACCGUUCCUUCAGAUAUAGCAUCCACAUCAGCCUCCACUCCUGCAAUGUCAGCCACUAGUACCGUUCCUUCAGAUAUAGCAUCCACAUCAGCCUCCACUCCUGCAAUGUCACUAGUACUAGUACAGUUCCUUCCAGAUAUAGCAUCCACAUCAGCCUCCAAUCCUGCAAUGUCAGCCACUAGUACCGUUCCUUCAGAUAUAGCAUCCACAUCAGCCUCCCACUCCUGCAUUGUCAGCCACUAG